Echinops telfairi (small Madagascar hedgehog) is the source of this 2874-nucleotide messenger RNA. RefSeq names its product UDP-N-acetylglucosamine pyrophosphorylase 1 like 1 (gene UAP1L1). Lineage: Eukaryota; Metazoa; Chordata; Mammalia; Afrosoricida; Tenrecidae. Bases 1 to 1443 code for a protein of 480 amino acids. Gene Ontology annotation, molecular function: UDP-N-acetylglucosamine diphosphorylase activity. The transcript has 9 exons. Gene Ontology annotation, biological process: UDP-N-acetylglucosamine biosynthetic process. The record is from RefSeq and is a predicted model, not a curated record.
AUGGUUAUAAGUGGGGCUACUAACCACAAGGCGCCCUGCCUUACCCAAGGAAGUUCCCCUGGGAGCCCCGGCGGAAGGCCCGUGAAGGUCCCCGAGGGAUCAAGUUGGGCAGAGAUCAGGGUUGCUGAGAAGCGGCCCGGGGGACGCACAGGUGUACCUCCCAGAGGGCGCGGCGGCGGGCCUCCUCUCAGGGCGCCCCUUGUGCCAGGUUUCCGUCAGAUAGCCCUGAACAAGGUGGCUGUCCUGCUGCUGGCGGGCGGCCAGGGCACGCGGCUGGGUGUGACCUACCCCAAGGGCAUGUACCAAGUGGGGCUGCCCAGCCAGAAGACCCUGUACCAGCUGCAGGCUGAGCGGAUCCGGCGUGUGGAGCAGCUGGCGGGCGAGCGCCACGGGACCCGAUGCACUGUGCCCUGGUAUAUCAUGACCAGCGAGUUCACCCUGGCACCCACGGCCGAGUUCUUCAAGAAGCAGGGCUUCUUCCUCCUGGACCCCGCCAACGUGGUCAUGUUUGAGCAACGCAUGCUUCCUGCGGUGGACUUCAGCGGCCAGGCCAUCCUGGAGCGGAAGGACAAGGUGGCCAUGGCGCCAGAUGGCAAUGGGGGGCUGUACCGUGCCCUGGAGGACCACCAGAUCCUGCAGGACAUGGCGCGCCGUGGCGUGGAGUUCGUGCACGUCUACUGCGUGGACAACAUCCUGGUGCGGCUGGCCGACCCCCUCUUUAUCGGCUUCUGUGUGCUGCAGGGUGCGGACUGUGGCGCUAAGGUGGUGGCAAAGGCGUACCCGGAAGAGCCCGUGGGCGUGGUGUGCCUGGUGGAUGGCGUGCCCCAGGUGGUGGAGUACAGCGAGCUCAGCCCCGAGAUGGCGCAGCUGCGGGCGCCUGACGGGAGCCUGCUGUACAGCGCGGGCAACAUUUGCAACCACUUCUUCACCAGAGACUUCCUGCAUGCCGUUAUCAGGGAGUUUGAGCCCUCGCUGCAGCAGCACGUGGCCAUCAAGAAGGUGCCCUUUGUGGAUGACUCGGGCAACCUGGUAAAGCCACUGAAGCCCAACGGCAUCAAGUUGGAGAAGUUCGUGUUCGACGUGUUCCCGUUCGCUAAGAACUUCGUUGCUUUUGAGGUGGGGCGGGAGGAGGAGUUCUCACCACUGAAGAACUCGGACUCCGCAGCCAGGGACAACCCAGCCACUGCCCGGCGGGCCCUGCUCUCCCAGCACUACCUCUGGGCCCUGCGGGCUGGUGCCCGCUUCCUGGACACCCAUGCGGCCCUGCUCCCUGCAGCGCCCAAGUUGUCUGAAAGCGAAGACCCUCCGGCCUGCUGUGAGAUCUCCCCCCUGGUGUCCUAUUCAGGCGAGGGCCUGGAGGAAUACCUGCGGGACAGAGAAUUCCAGGCUCCCCUCAUCCUGGAUGAGGCCCUGGCCCAGGUGCUAAGGCCCCAGGACUCCUGACUGGCAUCUGUUGGGGACAUGGCUUCCCUUGGCAGGGGGCUCCAGGCAGGCUCCAAGGGACUAAGCAAAGAACAUCUUGCUUUCCCUGGGAGGGGUAGCUUCUCCCUCUCAGUUCCAUGGCCAGAGGAUGGCUCUCGGGUACUCCUGCUGCCCUGGGGUGGGGACAAGGACUCAAGACCUUGGCAUUUGGGCUGAGGGGCAACAGCAUGCAGGGCCUAGGGGUGACCAGCAGGGCUGUCCCUCCCCUGUUGCUCCAGAGACGGUGCUGCCUGUGGGGUCUGGAGGGCUAAGGUGAAGAGCUACUCCUUCCCCUGAGGGUCCUUGAUGUGCUCCCAGCCGGGCGGGGGGCUUUCCUCAGGUGCCUGUGUGAGGGGGCCAUGUUUGGUUGAAGCGCUUACUGGGCAGCUCCUGCCCACCAAGCAGAACGAGACCAACCCCCUUGCAGAUAACAGGACCUCACAAGGGGGGACCCCACAGAGGAGCCCCGGGGCCCCUCCCAAUACCCUGUUGCUGUGCUUGAGAAGCAUGCCCCCUCCUCUGGCUCUGCAGACCACGUCCUCCUCAGUCUCCUGGGUGCCUUGGCUGCCCAGUCACCAAGGUGCUGAGAGGUUGGGGCUGACCAGGCCAGAAGCCCCCUCGGGGCCCUUCUUUCUGGCCACACUUGGUGCUCAAGCUAUUCUCCGCCCUAGUGCCGGUAGGCGGUGGCCUUGCUCCUGGCUAUGCCCCUGCCCCAUGACAGAGGGCGGCCUCACCUCCACGGAGUGUGGCAUAGACUGCUAAGUCACCGCCCCCCACCCAGACCCAUCCCUGCACCUUUCCCAGGGUCCCUCCUCUUCCAAGGUGGGGGAAGGACCCAGGUGAGACCACCAGGUCAGUCUUGGCUGCCACUACUGACCCAAAGCCUGGAAGACUGAGUCCACCGAGGCCCUGAGUCUCCCCUUGUGCCCUAAUGCCCUCUCUGCCUUGCUGGCACCUGCCCCCAAAGCUGCUGCUCACCACAACUGGAGCCAGCAUUCCCCCUUGACCACAUCCUGGGGCGUCAGCAGCUUUGGGGGAGGAAGGAAGUUUCCCAUGGACUUUCUGUGCCAGUGAGCUUCCUGGUGAACUCUUGGAACAACCUGGCUUUGACUUCUGUUCAAGCGCCUCCUGAAGCCGCAGGGACAGUGCAGGCAGGUCCCGGGAACCAGCCCGUGGCUGCCCCUUCCACAACGGUGGUGCCACGCAACCGAGCAACCCAACGGCCAGGUGGUCAUCCCAAUUGCUGUCACGUGCCUAUGGAAAGGGACACACUUGUCCCAUCAACAACGGUGGCUCACAGCCAACCCCCUCACCCGCCCCCCCCAUCCCUAACCCCUGCCACAGACCUGGUAUUGGUCGGUUUUAAAACAGAGAAAAGCACAAAACAUCUUAAUAAAGAGUGCUGUACUUGGG